CCACUACGCACUUCACUGAUGUCAACCAACUAGGCGCGUCCACGCCUGCGACCGCGUCCGUCUAACACGACCGAGGACCAAGAAUGAACGUUUGCCUUGGUCCACGCAACCACUCGAGGCGGCAUGGUCAAGCCGCGGGCAGCGCGCAAAAAGCCAGUAGUGGUAUCGUCCGGCAGCGACGAGGAUGAUCGAUACUCACCGCCUGCGAAGCGUCCCCGCAAGGGCACGCUACUAAGCCUCGCGAACGGAUCCCGCGCACCCGGAGACGCGACGCCUUCCAAACCGACGCGACGCGCUUCAUCGCCAAAACCCUCUAGCACCGGAGUCAAGAAGUCGCCAGCAAAGUCGCCAGCGAAGUCGAAGGUUAUCUCGAAACCCAUUACGUCCUUCUUUGGUGCUGCUCCGAAGCCUACCUUUUCACAGCCCACGCCGAGCCCCGAAAAGACCUCUGUAGGCACGCCGGUCGACGUUGACGAUAUCUUUGAUUCUUCAGACGACGAGUAUGGGAAGGCACGCCCGACCGCCCUACCGAUGCGGAAGGGCAAGCCGCCUGCGGUGGACAAGGAGAGCGGCUUGAAGAGCACUCAUCGCUUUCUGCGAACAGCCAGUGGAGGCCGGGCCACUCCCACGCCAUCGCCGGCGCCCGUUGUUGAAACUAUAGACAGACGCCCUUGGAACGAGAAAUACGGUCCGACGUCACUCGAUGAGCUGGCUGUGCAUAAGAAAAAGGUAGCCGAUGUUCGCACAUGGCUCAUCGAUGUCUUCAGUGGUAAGGAGCGCAAGAGAUUGCUGCUUUUGAAAGGUCCUGCUGGAAGCGGCAAGACCACCACCAUAGCCCUCCUGUCCAAGGAACUGGGCUUCCAUACGCAUGAAUGGAAGAAUCCCGAAAGCACGAAAACGUCCGAUGGCGGCUUUGUCUCCGUCACGGCGCAAUUCGAAGACUUUGUCGGCAGAACUGGCACCUUUGGCAGCCUCACGUUCGACGAACCCACUGAGGAUCGCCAGCAGACGCAGAAUCUGACUGAGAUAAGUCGAGAGAAGCAACUAAUAUUAGUAGAGGAAUUCCCUAAUACAUUCACACGCACUUCUUCUGCUGUACAAUCUUUUCGGUCCUCUGUCCUCAAUUUCCUUGCCGCAGCCACCCCUUCCGCCACUGCUUUCUUUAUGGGAAAAGCUGAUGCUCAAACUGUAACACCAAUCGUCAUGGUCAUCUCUGAAACCUUGCUAUCAACAAACACUGCCGCAGCUGAUAGCUUCACUGCCCAUCGGUUGCUGGGUCCUGAGAUACUGACCCAUCCCGCGGUUUCCGUUAUUGAGUUUAACCCCAUUGCGGCGACAUUCAUGACAAAGGCACUGGAUCUCAUUGUUAUCAAAGAGGCACGCAAAACAGGCCGAAAGAAAACUGUCGGUCCACAGGUGAUACAGCGUCUUACAGAACUCGGAGAUAUUCGCAGCGCUAUUUCAUCACUUGAAUUUCUCUGUGUAAGAGGAGACGAGACGGAAGGGUGGGGCGCAAAAGUGAAUCUCACCAAGAAGAAAGCGCCGAAAACAUCGAAAGACACCCCCAUGACGCAGAUGGAGCAAGAGUCCCUGGAGAUGGUCACGCAACGUGAAAGCACACUCGGCAUAUUCCAUGCUGUCGGUCGAGUAGUGUACAACAAGCGACAUCCUGAAGAUCCUAACAAGCCGGUCGUCCAGCCUCCCAACUUCUUUCCGGAACGGCGGAGACCAAAGGCAUCCGAGGUCGACAUCGAAACGCUCAUCGACGAGCUCGGCACCGAUACCCAAACGUUUAUUGCGGCGCUACACGAGAACUAUGUCCUGUCAUGUGACGCAGGAGACAGCGAAGAAACCCUCGAUUGCAUCAAUGGUAGCAUCGAUGCCCUAUCCGACGCCGACCUUCUUUCGCCUGAUCGCUUUGGUGCGUAUGGAUCCAGUCGACGAAACUUCCAGGCAACAGGUGCAGACAACCUUCGCCAGGACGAGAUGAGUUUCCAAGCUAGCGUCCGAGGCCUGCUCUACAACCUCCCGAACCCCGUCAAACGCAUCACACCUCCACCAGGCGUCAUGGGAGCGAAAACAAAAGGCGCCGGUGCAUCCGCCGCCGCAGCAAGAGGCAGCGCGUUCGUCAUGUACUACCCCUCAUCGCUACGUCUAUGGCGCCAACAAGAAGAAAUCGGAGGACUGCUCGAAGUCUGGAUAUCCCGCGCUCAACGAGGCGACCUUUUCGGCGCACACGGCCCGCUAUCGAAACUCACGCCAGGAGCCACAGGCGGUGUAGACACAUGGCGCAAGAUUGCACCGCUUGCACCCCCAGCAAAACCUGCAGCUUCACCCUCUUCACAAUCGAAGCCCGAUGAAGAUACGCAGAUCCCGGUCCUCCUAGGCAGCGGCGGCUCCGCGCGCAACGAAAUGCUCCUCGAGCGCCUGCCUUAUCUCCCCAUCAUCCUACGCAGACAUUCCACUGCGUUUCCAUCCACAGCCGCUACAAUCCGCGAGAUCCGCAAGAUCACCGCGUUCACGGGGUCCGGUGUAUUCGCGUCGCCAGAGGACGAUGCCGGCGACGAGCACGAAGAUGUCGGCGUUCAAGAGGGCGAGCAGUGGGCGACGGACAAGCCGGCGCCAGAUACGCCACGGAAGAAGAAGAGGGUCAGAAUUGUGAGUAGGGAGAAAGAAGAGAGUGCGAUCCCCGGGGGUGAGGCGGAGGGCGGAAAGUUGGUGCUCAGUGAGGAUGAUAUUGAGGAUUAGGACUAGGCGUUUGGGGAUUAGAGAAGGUGUUGUAGGUGGGCAUCUGGGCUUUACAGAUGGAGGUGCGAAGGUCACUGGCUGUUAGGAGCGCAGGUGGCGAUACGUUGAUCGAUCUCAGAUAUGCAAAUAUCGUGUAAUCUUUGCAGAUAGACGUCAUGCCUCCGAGCACUGUUUUACGAAUGCAAGGCCACAUUAGAGAG
This is a messenger RNA of Paraphaeosphaeria sporulosa, 2948 nucleotides long. Its product is annotated as Rad17-domain-containing protein. Lineage: Eukaryota; Fungi; Ascomycota; Dothideomycetes; Pleosporales; Didymosphaeriaceae. Gene Ontology annotation, biological process: mitotic DNA replication checkpoint signaling; DNA repair; DNA damage checkpoint signaling. Gene Ontology annotation, molecular function: chromatin binding; ATP hydrolysis activity. The record is from RefSeq and is a predicted model, not a curated record. The transcript has a single exon. Bases 124 to 2748 code for a protein of 874 amino acids.